Daktulosphaira vitifoliae (grape phylloxera) is the source of this 1420-nucleotide messenger RNA. RefSeq names its product ER membrane protein complex subunit 4 (gene EMC4). Gene Ontology annotation, biological process: protein folding in endoplasmic reticulum. Gene Ontology annotation, cellular component: EMC complex. The record is from RefSeq and is a predicted model, not a curated record. Bases 119 to 634 code for a protein of 171 amino acids. The transcript is spliced from 4 exons. Lineage: Eukaryota; Metazoa; Arthropoda; Insecta; Hemiptera; Phylloxeridae.
AAAAGCAAGUUUAGGAUUAUAAUAGAAUUGUUGAUUAAAUUUUGAGUCUUUCUUUAUACUUACACACAAAUCGAAAACCACUUUUAUUCUAUGUAAUUGACUUCUUAAAUUUAGAGUAAUGGGAUCCAUAAAAAUUAAAUCUUUCAAAUGGUCUUUAGAUUUUACAAGGAGUAAACAUGAAAAAGUUCCUGAUAAUGUUAAUCCACCAGGCUAUAGUCAAUCUGUUGGAUUAAAUGGUACUGAAUUAUCUAAGGAUAGCGAGUCAAAUAGACUUAUAAUGAAAAAGUCAUGGGAUCUUGCCUUAGGUCCACUCAAACAAGUACCAAUGAACCUAUUUAUCAUGUACAUGGCAGGAAACUCUAUAUCAAUAUUUCCAAUUAUGAUGGUUGGAAUGUUAAUUGUACGACCUUUCAAAGCAUUAUUUACUUUACAAGCUACAUUCAAAACAGUUGAAGGAACUCAAGCAUGGGGUCAAAAAUUCAUUUUUUUCAUUGGUAAUUUAGUUAACAUUAUAUUAGCACUGUACAAAUGUCAGUCAAUGGGACUAUUACCAACCCAUGCAUCAGAUUGGUUAGCAUUUAUAAAUCCUCCAACACGUAUGGAAUAUUCGGGUGGUGGUUUUAUCUUUAAUUAAUUAAAUUUGUCUUAUAUUAUUAUUAAAAUUUAUAAUUGUUAUAAUUUGAUUGUCUUUAUUGGAAAUAACUGGUUGUAAUUGUAAAAAUAAUUUUCAUUUAUAUUACUACACAUGUAAAAUAAUUUUUUUUUAAUGAUUUAGUCGUUUAUCAUUUAUAUGUAUGAUACAAAUUACUCAUACACUAUUGACUGUAUGAGUCAAUAGUGUAUGUACAUACCAUUAUUUAUUUAUUGUUUUAUUUAAAUAGUAUUAUUUAUUUUAUGUCAAUAUAAAUAGAUGAAGUCUUGCAACCAAAAUAUUUAGCCUUUGAUAAAAGAUUCUUUGAAAUUUAAAACACAUUAUUAAAAUUAAGGAGCAUAUCAUAUUUUCAUAAAAAUUGCUUAUACAGGGUGAUUUUUUUAUCAUAACCCAUUCAAUUACUUACAGAGUAAUUAUAAUUUAAACAUUUUUUUUUUUUUUGGUAUUCUUUAGUUACACAUUAUUGUUGAAUUAUUAACUAUGUUAAUUGGAUGAACUUAAAAAGUAUUACAUAGUUAAUAAUUCAAGAAUAAUGUGUAACUAAAGAAUACCAAAAAAAUAAAAUGUUUAAAUUAUUUUUAUUCUGCAAGUAAUUGAGUGGGUUAUAAUAAAAAAAUCACUGUGUAUAUAUUACUACAUAAAAUUUUUUAUUAUAUUACUUAUGUUAGGCAUAAUGUAAUAAAUUUAGUAUAUCAACUAGUUUAUUUGUUAAUUCAAAUACAUAGAGAUUGAAGAAUAAAUAAACAAAAUAAUUAUCCAUGCCCUAAA